This is a messenger RNA of Humulus lupulus (European hop), 839 nucleotides long. Its product is annotated as stigma-specific STIG1-like protein 1. The coding region runs from base 125 to 568 and encodes 147 amino acids. Lineage: Eukaryota; Viridiplantae; Streptophyta; Magnoliopsida; Rosales; Cannabaceae. The record is from RefSeq and is a predicted model, not a curated record. The transcript has a single exon.
CUCUCUUUCACCAUCUUAUUAUUAUUAUCUCUCUAUAUAUACUCGAUUCUCUUCUAUCUACCUAUACUAAACUCGGCCCUCAGCAGAAACAUAUUUAUAUAACAUAUACACUCUCAAAUCCAACAUGAAAACCCUAAGGACCAUAUUUCUUGUACUAGCCAUGCUUAUGGCUUUAACCAUUAGUGCUGAUCUCACAGCAACAGCAGACCAAGUAGAACCAACAUCAUCAGGUGGUGACGAAAUAAGCCCUACGUAUGAGACGUGGACUAACUCUCUGAGAGGGACAAGUCGUUUCCUUGCUUCCCGGCGGCCAGUGACAUGCGAUAAGUAUCCCAAGGUGUGCCUCGCCAAAGGCAGCUCCGGCCCGGAUUGCUGCAAGAAGAAAUGCGUUGACUUGACAGCGGACAGAGUCAACUGCGGACGGUGUGGGAAGAAAUGCAAGUUCUCGGAGUUAUGCUGCAAAGGGAAGUGUGUGAAACCAAGGUCGGACAGGAAGAACUGUGGGAGUUGUAAUAACAGGUGCAACAAAGGGAGUUCAUGCGUGUAUGGAAUGUGUAGCUACGCAUAGCCAGAAAAGAAGAUCAUAACUAUAUAUCUAUAUAAAAUAUUAGUCAAUUAUAUUUUGUGUUAUAUAUAUAGAAGAUUUGUAUUGUAGUAAUAAAGGCGAGCGCUGUCAUAUGUUACUUAGAAUUAAAUUGACUGGCUAGCUAGCUCGCUCAUGUUUAUUGUUUGGUUAAACUUUUUAUUGUUGUAUUAAUUCUUUCCGUUGGUUUGUGUAGUUAAUAACAAAUGUUGAAUAUGUAUUGUUCUUAAUAUAAAUACGUUAUGGUUUUGUUGUA